Molecule: messenger RNA, 1664 nt
Organism: Abrus precatorius (Indian licorice)
Lineage: Eukaryota; Viridiplantae; Streptophyta; Magnoliopsida; Fabales; Fabaceae
Product: glycerol-3-phosphate acyltransferase 1-like
Exons: 2
Coding region: 57-1664 (535 amino acids)
Biological process (GO): cutin biosynthetic process
Cellular component (GO): membrane
Molecular function (GO): glycerol-3-phosphate 2-O-acyltransferase activity; phosphatase activity
Source: RefSeq, a predicted model, not a curated record
CCCUUUGAGUCUUAUUCCUUCACAAACACAUCAUCAAUCAAGUUGCAAGAGUUAGCAUGGUGUUCCCAAUGGUGCUCCUAAGGCUUGUAGAUUGGGUCUUGUAUCAGUUGCUUGCUAACUCAUGUUAUAGAGCAGCAAGGAAAAUGAAAAGUUAUGGGUUUCAUUUGGGCUAUUUGUCAUCAAAACCACCCCAUCAACCGUGUUCUUUUCCUAGCAUAACCAAAUGUGAUUUGGAGGAUAGAGGGUCCCAAACUCUUGCUUGUGACAUUCAUAGCGUCUUGUUAAGGUCACACUCUUUCUUUCCUUAUUUCAUGCUGGUUGCCUUUGAAGGUGGCAGCAUUUUCAGGGCAUUUCUCUUGCUUUUGUCUUGUCCUGUGCUGUGGAUUUUAGACCAUGAGGUAAAGCUCAGGGUCAUGACCUUCAUCACCUUUUGUGGGCUAAGAAUAAGUGACAUGGAAAGUGUUUCAAGGGCUGUUUUGCCAAAGUUUUAUUUAGAGAAUCUCAACCUUCAUGCUUAUGAGGUUCUGGCUUCAGCAGGGUCCAAAGUUGUCUUCACAAGUGUGCCUAGAGUUAUGGUAGAAGGUUUUCUCAAGGAGUACUUGAGUGUCGGCGCUGUUAUGGGCACAGAGUUGCACACUGUUGGUUGCUACUUCAGUGGCUUGCUCUCAGGUUCUGGCUUACUUGUCAAGCACAGAGCACUAAAGGAUUAUUUUGGAGAUAGAAAGCCUGAUAUUGGAAUCGGAAGCUCAAGUGUUCAUGAUCAUCUUUUUAUCUCACUUUGCAAGGAAUCUUAUGUGUUGAACAAUGAAGAGGGCAAGAACAAUUCAAGCUCAGUGAUGCCAAGGGACAAGUAUCCAAAGCCCCUAAUAUUUCAUGAUGGAAGACUAGCAUUCCUGCCUACUCCCUCAGCAACUCUCUACAUGUUUAUGUGGCUUCCAAUUGGAAUUCUUUUGGCCAUUUAUAGAAUCCUUUUGGGUAUUUUAUUUCCAUAUGGAUGGGCAAUGACAUUAGGAGUUUGGAGUGGCAUAGAUUUGCAUGUCAAAGGUUGUAGCCUUGAAAAAUCAAAGGAAAACAAAGGGGUCCUCUAUGUUUGCUCCCACAGGACUCUCCUUGAUCCUGUUUUCCUUAGCACAUGCUUGGCUAAGCCUUUGACUGCAGUCACAUAUAGCUUAAGCAAGGUGUCAGAAUUGAUAGCCCCUAUUAGAACAGUGAGACUAACAAGGGACAGAAAACAAGAUGGUGAAACCAUGCAAAGGCUUCUAAGAGAGGGUGAUUUGGUGGUGUGUCCUGAAGGAACAACUUGCAGGGAACCAUAUUUAUUAAGGUUCAGCUCACUGUUUGCAGAAUUGGCUGAUGAGAUUGUGCCUGUGGCUGUGAAUGCUCAUGUGAGCAUGUUCUAUGGGACCACUGCUAGUGGGUUGAAAUGCUUAGACCCUAUUUUCUUUCUCAUGAAUCCAAGGCCUAGCUAUUACAUUCAUAUUCUUGGAAAGGUUCCUAAAGAACUUACAUGUGCUGGAGGAAGACCAAGCUGUGAAGUUGCAAACUAUAUACAGAAACAGUUAGCUAAUGCUUUGGGAUUUGAGUGUACCACACUCACAAGGAGAGAUAAGUACAUGAUGCUAGCAAGGACUGAAGGUAUUGUAAAAGAGGAUAAGUGGAGUUGA